Musa acuminata subsp. malaccensis (wild Malaysian banana) is the source of this 1601-nucleotide messenger RNA. RefSeq lists its product as uncharacterized. Lineage: Eukaryota; Viridiplantae; Streptophyta; Magnoliopsida; Zingiberales; Musaceae. The record is from RefSeq and is a predicted model, not a curated record.
GAAUGUGCUCAAUGAUGUCUGGGUUUCUGUGGUUGUAGUUUAGUAUUGUUCUUCUAAAUUCUAUUGUUUUUUGUGGCAUAUUUGCAUAUGCAAAUCAUGUAAAUGUCAGAGGAAUGACUGCACCUGCAAAGGAUCUUGGGAUGUUGAUCUAUAUGAAAACAAUUGUAAUUUAGGGACUGAUGAGCAAUCUAUGUUAGAUCUCAAAAAUCUAAGAAAUGGGGUGUUGGGAAUCACAGGCUGUGAGGGAGAGAGAGAUAUUCCUUUGUGCCAAAAACAACUUGUGGCUGUGAAGCCUCAACAGUUGCCACACUCCGUCAAAGGCCUUCUUCUGUCAACUCUCUCGUCAGGUCUUGCAUCCAAUUUGCUCGAAAGAAAUCUUUAGAUCCAAUACUCUCCCACCCUUCGCCAUUCCCACUCAGGAUCCUUCCCUGCCUCUGCUCCCCAAAGGCCCAUGUGCCGCCCAGAACCCAAGAGUUGAGCUCGGUGAGACAACUACACAGGUCAUUUGCAAGGCUUCAGCUACUGCAGACUUGGAUCAGGCUUCAGACCUGACAACUUCACCCUCAGACAGGGACCCUGGAAGCCAGAGCUACCCCCAUGGCCAAGCUCACAGCCCAGGGGAGUCUCAGGCUGACCUUGUGCGGAGACAGAGCCUCCUUCUGGUGUGAACCACGAGACCAGGUUCGCUGCAGGAUUGGUGGUGGGAAGAGGCCACUUGAUAGCCCAGUUGGGAUCCAUAGGAGUAGCAGCGGCUUCACGUCUCCUGAUGCUGGUAGGGUUUGGGCUGUGGGUAAGAAGUCAAAAAGCUUUAAGCCUGAUGAGUUUGAGAGUGGGGAGGGUAAAGAGGUGGAGUAUGAGGAAGAGGAAGAGGAGAAUGAGUUGCAGAGGGAUGAGUUGUCAUGCUUCAGAGGUUUGGUGUUGGAUGUCUCCUACAGGCCCGUAAAUGUUGUCUGCUGGAAGCGUGCCAUCUGUCUGGAAUUUAUGGAGAAGGCUGAUGUUCUGGAAUACUAUGACCAGACGGUGUCUUCGGCGCAAGGAUCCUUCUACAUACCAGCAGUCUUGCAGAUUCCACAUUUGCUGCAAGUUGUCAAGAGGAGAAGGAUCAAACAAAACCUUAGUCGCAGAAACAUAUUUUAUAGGGAUUCUUUUACUUGUCAAUAUUGCUCUUCUCGAGAUGACUUGACGGUUGACCAUGUGGUACCAAUUUCACGAGGUGGUGAAUGGAUGUGGGAAAAUCUGGUCACCGCAUGUGCAAGAUGUAACUCCAGGAAGGGACAGAAGACCUUAGAAGAAGCAAACAUGAAACUGAUUAAAAUUCCCAAGGUUCCUAAAGACUAUGACAUACUUGCCAUUCCCUUGACAUCAGCUGCUGUCAAGAUGCUGAAGAUGAGGAAAGGGGUGCCUGAAGAGUGGCUUCAGUACCUCUCCAAGCCAAGUCCAUAGUCAUGCUUGCCAUCAGUGACCCACACAGCCUCAUUGGCUUCCUUCAAGUCCUCUGCACAGAAUCCCAGCUCGACAUGUAUUAUUAUUAUGAGCACAAAAUUGGCAACUCAUGUACAUAACAAUACCACAGAUAUAUAUAACAAUCUCUUCUUCACUCA